Molecule: messenger RNA, 2425 nt
Organism: Acyrthosiphon pisum (pea aphid)
Lineage: Eukaryota; Metazoa; Arthropoda; Insecta; Hemiptera; Aphididae
Product: zinc finger protein 271
Exons: 3
Coding region: 588-2087 (499 amino acids)
Biological process (GO): regulation of transcription by RNA polymerase II
Cellular component (GO): nucleus
Molecular function (GO): RNA polymerase II cis-regulatory region sequence-specific DNA binding; DNA-binding transcription activator activity, RNA polymerase II-specific
Source: RefSeq, a predicted model, not a curated record
UUUUUUGUUAAGAUAGUUUGUUGACUUUAGUAUAAUAUUUCUCAUUCUUAUCAAGUCAUCUAAACUGUCUACAUCAUCAUUGAUAUAAUCACUAGUAUUAGGUAAUGAUGGAAGUGAGUCUAAUAUAUUGUUACUUAGUAAAAUUUGAUUAAAUUUAAAUACAUUCCUUCAGCUUGGUACAGUUUACCCUACCACUUGCCAGGCUCAAUCUAAGAUACUACUCUAGACUCAUGUGGAUUAUAAUUUUUUUUUUGUAACUAACAAAUCCAAUUAAACUGUUAAGUCUUUCAUACACCAACAAUUUUUUCAAUAUUUUUACUUUUUCUGAUGUAACUAAAACAAAACUACCUAAUACAUUGAUUAUUGGUACCUAUGUCAAAAACAUUUUAAAAUACAUAUCUAUAUUUAUCAAACUCCGAAACAAUUUAGAUUUUUAUCUUUUUGUUGUGCAACACUACUGGCACUAGUCACUGAUUUCCUACUUUUUAGAUUGUGAGCAGAGCAAUAAAUGUAUUAAUUUUACAAGUGUUCUGUCAUAGACCAGUUUCAUCCUCCAUACAACAGCUACAAAAUUGAAGGUUCCUACAAUGUUAACCCCCAUCCUCGACAGCUCCACAGGCAUAAUAUCAGUCUUAUUAAUUCUUCAUUAUUCUUUUAAUAGGAAUACAACAAAUUCUGGCAGCGAAACACAUACAAAUCGACAAAUACCAAAUUGCUGUCUUCAAACUCGUAAUCAGUACAUGAAAAUAAAUACGAGUUGCAGAAGCCGAGAAAAUACUCUUGACGUUGUUUGUCGUAAGACGAGUGGCACUAAAAUGAGCGAUCUUCCGGGCAAUUUGAAGUCGCGUGAAGACAAUAAACCGUUCACAUGCAACAUUUGCAACAUGUCAUUCACUCAAAGUAGCCAUCUGAUUAAGCACCGGCAAACUCACCACACAGUCGUGGAGCCGUACCCAUGUGAUAUUUGUGACAAGUCGUUCCCUGAUAACAGUCAGUUGAUGAAGCACCGAAGGAACCACAUGGUAGAGAAACUGCUCUCGUGUGAUUUUUGUGACAUGACUUUCGCUCAAACCAACCAUCUGAAAAUGCACCGGCGUUCACACAUGGGUGGUAAACCGUUUCCGUGUGACAUGUGUGAGAAGGCGUUCGCUGAUAACAGUCAUCUAACAAGACACAAGCGGACUCACACAGGUGAGAAGCCUUACCCAUGUGGCGUGUGUGACAAAUCAUUUGCUGAUAGUGAUGGUCUGACGAAGCACUGGCGGUGGCACACGGGUGAAAGACCUUACCCUUGCAACAUGUGUGAAAAGUCAUAUGCUGAUAGCAGUAGCCUAACAAAGCACCGGCGGUCGCACACCGGUGAGAAGCCGUACUCGUGUGAUGUUUGCGACAAGUCCUAUUCUCAAAGCAGUCAUCUGACGAAGCACCGACGGACACACAUAACCCAUAAACCGUUUCCGUGUGAUGUGUGCUUUAAAUCGUUCACUGAUAACGAUUUUCUUACAAAACACCGGCGGACACACACUGGUGAAAAACCAUACCCGUGCGAUGAGUGUGAAAGGUCGUUCGCCCAAAGCAGCAAUCUUACAAAGCACCGCCGGACGCAUACUGGUGAAAGACCGUACCCGUGUGACAUCUGCGAUCAGUCGUUUGCUGUUAGCGCCAGCUUGACUAAGCACCGGCGGACACACACUGGCGAAAAACCGUAUCCGUGUGAAGUGUGUGACAAAUCGUUUGCUGAUAGUGGUAGUCUGACAAAGCAUCGGAGAACACACACCGGUGAAAAACCUUAUUUAUGUGACGUAUGUCAUAAGUCGUUUGCUAUUAACGGUAAUCUGACGAAGCACCGCCGGAUACAUACGGGCGAGAAACCUUACUUAUGCGAUGUGUGCGAAAAGUCGUUCGCUGAUAGCAGUGGUCUGACGAAGCACAAGCGAACUCACACGGGUGAGAAACCUUACACGUGUGACAUUUGUGAAAGGUCUUUCAGUGAUAGCGGUACUCUAAAAAAGCACCGACGAAUAAAGCACACACAACCGGAGCAGCCAAACAUUUCAAAAGAUGCCACAAUCCUGUCCGACGCAUGAUUGAGCCAACAAUUAUACUUUAGAUGUUAUAAUACUAAUAUACUAGACAUAGUUAUAUUUAUUCGAUAGUAUAGUCACAUGACUGAUGGAUACGAGAGGGGAGGAUAAAGUGAUUCUGAGAAAUUAAUAGAUUUGAUUAUUUAAUGUUCUAGUUUUUAAAAAUUUAAGUAUAUAAUAUUAUAUUGAAGAUUAAAAGCUGUUAUAGUAGCAUACGUACUGUUAAACUAGAUAUUAAUUAUGAAUAUGUUUUAAUAAGAGAUGAUUUGAUGUACAAGAGGUCGAAAGUUAUAAUUUUUAAUAAGUCCAUUAAAACCUUGUAUGUUCACAGUAAAAAUAUA